Molecule: messenger RNA, 3444 nt
Organism: Macadamia integrifolia
Lineage: Eukaryota; Viridiplantae; Streptophyta; Magnoliopsida; Proteales; Proteaceae
Product: protein BLISTER-like
Exons: 13
Coding region: 422-2881 (819 amino acids)
Biological process (GO): regulation of growth
Source: RefSeq, a predicted model, not a curated record
AAACAUAUUUGCAAUCGGAGAUGUAGACGGAAAAAUGAUUAAAAGAAACGAAACAAGAAUCAUGAGAAAGCGAGAAAGAGGAGAAUAAAGCGAAAUUGAGGAGAUCUGAAUUAAAUUAUUAUCAGAUCUCCUUUAUGGAGAUCGGAUUUUUCAUUUUCUGAUAACGAAUAUAUGGUUUAUUGAAUAUAUUUUUUCUCCCGACGGAUUUGGCUGGCUUGUAGAAUUUAUUGCAGGAUUCAUUGAUUGUUCUAGUAAUCGUUUUGUCGAUUGUUUUCGAUUCUUUCGUCUCGAACCGUGAGGCGUUGAGGUUGCUUGAUUAGGGUUUUUUGUUGGUCUGAUUGUUUUCAACGAUUUCGGAGAAAGAAAUCCGUUAUGGUGAAGAAUCUAAUCGAGAAAUCGGACAAGAUUUGAGAAUUCCUGGAUGGCUUCAGCGCAGGUGCUGCCCAAUUCAGGAGCUUCUUCACGUAGAGGGAAUCUUGAAGCUGCUGGGAAACGCCGGCUGGAGGAGUUUCGUAAGAAAAGGGCAGAAGGGCGUGCUAAAAAGCCUGCACCUACUGGUCAGCAACAAUCUAGUGAUCUUGGUGAACAUGAAAAACAGCCACAAGAAAGUGAACGUGUAAGACUUAUUGAUUCAGAUGGUGCUGUCACAUCUGAAAGAAAGAGUGUUUCUGCCUCCGAACUGUCUGGAUUCAUCACAGCAGGUGAUACCAAAGGUGACCUGGGUUCUUCUAGUGGGACACAUGGUGAGCCUUCUGUUUCAGCCAAUAAUUAUGACACAUUUUCUGCUCAUAGAGUUCAGGAGCCUGGAAAUGAUCAGGGUGCUAAGAACUCUGAUGGUUCAGGUCUUCCUGGAUCAAUACAUGGUUAUUAUGAUCAGUACAAUGAAGAAAAGAGCGAGCUUGGUGCUUAUCCUGGAAAUCAAGGUGGACUAGUGUAUGAGUUUACUAUGGAGCCAUCUGUUGCCCCUCAUCCAGGACAUGGUAUCCAAGAUAUCAAUAAGAACAGUUAUCAAUCUAGUUAUUAUUCCAUGGGUGAAGCUCAGUCAAAAGAAAAUGAGACAUUUUCGAUGGACUAUAGAAUAAAAAAUUCUAGUAUCACACAACCUGGGUUAGUUAGUGUUCCCAUGGAAAGUGAUUUGGGUUUUGCCAGCAAAUCAGGCAGUGGCAAUGUAUCUACCAUGUACGAAGAUUACUUUCAUUCAAGGACCAACUCAAUAGAGUCUGCUCCUGAAGUUAAGCAAUCCAUCAAUGCUAGUGUGGGUUUGAGCAGUCCUUCGAAUUUAAAUAUGGGGGAAUCAAUGCUUAGCAGAUUUAAUAGUCAUCACAAAAGUGUGGACGAUGCACCAUGGCGGAAAUCAGUGUCUCCAUCUACUGGUUAUGGUGUAGAUACCGGAAGUUUGUCCAAUCAUGUUUCACUACAUUCAGCUUCAACUGAAACUGGCAGUCGGCGACCUCGUCCAUCUUUCCUUGACUCUCUUAAUGUGCCCCGAGUAUCUUCGGAGUCUCACUUCACAAAUGCGGAAUUGGAAAAAGUGGAGCCCUUUAUGUCUAAAAGUUCGAAGAUUCACAGUGUUGAUGCCCUGCCAUCAUUUAAUUCUCAGCUGCAACAUAUGGGACCUACUGCUAAGUCAGGAACUCAAAAUUUCCUUAGUGGAUAUGAAGUACCUCUUGUGGGUAAUCCAGUUCAUAUUACUAAUGAGGGGGAAGCACUGAGGCAGAAUGUGAUGGAAAAUAGCAUUGAGAAGAAGAAGCCUGAGUUCCCUUUAUUGAAACAUGAUGAAGACUUCGCAGCAUUAGAACAGCAUAUCGAAGAUUUGACACAAGAAAAAUUCUCUUUGCAGCGAGCCCUGGAUGGUUCGCGAACUCUAGCUGAGUCAUUAGCUGUUGAAAAUUCAUCUCUGACUGAAAGCUAUAAUCAGCAGGGAGCAGUUGUCAACCAACUAAAAUCUGAUAUGGAAAGGUUACAGGAGGAAAUCAAGGCCCAGCUGCUGGAACUGGAGUCUGUCCAAAUGGACUGUGCAAAUGCUCGACUUGAGUGUAACGCUGCUGAUGAACGAGCCAAAAUAUUGGCUUCUGAGGUCAUUGGUUUAGAAGAAAAGGCUCUCAGAUUGAGGUCAAAUGAGCUAAAGCUGGAGAAACAAUUGGAGAACUCAAAUGCAGAAAUUACUUCAUACAAAAAGAAAGUGUCUAGCCUGGAGAAAGAGCGUCAGGAUUUGCAGUCAACGAUAGAUGCUCUGCAAGAAGAGAAAAAGAUACUACAAUCUAUGCUACGAAAAACAUCUACAAUUGGAAAGUCGGAUGAUGUCAGGAAGUCACCCAUCACUACAAAAGAUGUGUCAACUUCUACAGAGGACAUGGGUGAUGUUAUUUAUGCUUCAGUUAUUGGGGAAAAUAGUGGUGCUGACACAAGCACUUUCCACCUUGAAAUGCAAGACACUGCAUCUUUUCCCUCGAGAGGAACCUCAAUAUCCCCAUUGGUGCCUGAAAAUAUGCAAUUCCAUCCUUCAGCUUUGUCUGCGGCUAUCCCUCCAGAUCAGCUGAGAAUGAUUGACAACAUUAAUUCAUUGACUUCAGAGUUAGCAUUCGAGAAAGAAGAGUUAAUGCGAGCUUUGGCAGUUGAAUCCUCUUAUAGUUCCAAGCUGAAGGAUAUAAAUAUGGAGCUUUCCCGAAAACUGGAGGUUCAAACUCAGAGGUUAGAGCUCUUGACUACCCAAAGUAUGGCUACUGAGAACAUCUCAGCAAGACAAUCUGAUCCACAUUCCAUGACAGAGAGCAGAGUGUUCGUUGAUGAAGGGGAUGAGGUUGUAGAGAGGGUCUUGGGCUGGGUAAUGAAGCUGUUUCCUGGAGGGCCAUCAAAGCGCCGGACCAGCAAACUACUUUGAUCACAAUUUUGGGAAGUCCAACAACCAAAAUUUCAUGCCCCUCCAAACCCCUCCAUUUCUCCACUGUGGUGCAUUGGAGGGCCAUCUGUAUAUUGCGAGCCACUAAACUUGAUCCAUUCUUUUCAACAGAAGAAAAUGAAGGUUACUUAUUUUUUCCUUUUCCUUUUCCUUUUCCCCUUCCCUUAUUCUUUUUCCCUGUUUCCCAUUUCGUUGGAAGAGGCAUUUGUCAUUUCUUUGAUAUUAAAGAACAAUCCCUUAUCGAUCUUACGGAGAUAUGAGAAAGGAAAGAAAACUCCUUGAUCUCUCCCAAGUGGAUGAUGUGAUUCGUUAUUUUCUUUUCUUUUCUUUUCUCAAAUUUUAGUGGGGAAGAUGAUAGAGGCCAACAAAGAAUAGUAGUAAAAUACACUGUAAUUUGCCUUUGAAGUGAACUUAUUUUCAUACUUCUUGUAAUUGGGUUUCAACAUUUUGGGGAGCCCAAAAUCUUAACCCCUGAUACCUGGGUUCGGUUUGUGUGUGUACCAUAUCUGAGGAAUAUAAUGAAUUACAUUGAUGCAAUUGGUGAA